Messenger RNA from Vitrella brassicaformis, 4331 nucleotides. The record is from the annotation of a GenBank genome assembly. Lineage: Eukaryota; Vitrellaceae.
AUGGGGAAGAGGCCGGCGGGGGGAGGGGGGGCGGGGAGGAUAUUGGAGGGGAAGAGCCCUCCUAACUGGGCCAAUGAUGGGGUGAGGAAGAUGGACACAACGAGCAGAGACCGGAGGGGAGAUUUCGCUGGUGCCGGGAUUGUGGUGGCUGUUCGCGCCGCUCGCAAGCUGCACGGGCCGCUUUGCCUUCUCAUCCUGGAUGGAUGCCGGAAAGAGGUAGUGUCCAUUUGCAUCCAACAAGUUGCCCGUACACUGUGCCAAGUCUCGACUUUGUAAACGAAUUCGAAGAAGGGUUCGGGUUUCAGGGUUUGGACAAGAGCACGCCCGCUCACAGAUUGGCGCUGGUGGUCUCAUUCGGUUUGUCAGUGAGGGCACAGGUGAGCCAACGACAAUUACAUGGCCGUCCACCGAUGACAGAAAUGCAUUAGCCCUCCUGCCGUGUGUCCAAUGUGUGUGUGCAGGCGGUGCUCGUCAGAUCUCACCGCACUCAUUGGCGUCAGACAGAGGCGGUGAGUGAGAGAAAGGCACACACGCACCCACAUGCAGCACGGUGGACACAUCGGAUGACGGGCGCCUAUUCUCUGUGUGUCAGAUCUGGUUUGUCUGUGUGUGGCGCCUUUGUGAGGGUAUCUUCGUCAGUGUGGUCACACACAACACAGAGAGGUCGGCCUGCACACAUGAGCUCAACCCUGGCCAAGCAUGCGCCCAUCCUUGUGUCUGUCAUCUCACUGUACUGUCAGGUCCAUUAGUGGUUUGUGUGGUGUGUGGCGGGAGGGAUAUCAUCACUGAGUUCGUUCGGUGACGGCCUGACUAACUGCAUUUCUAUCGCUCGCGACCAGACACCACAGGUGGGUGAGGACAUACACUCAAAAACGCACAGAGGCCUCCGAGUGUGUGUUGUGUGUGUCGGAAGGUGAGCAGGGUUGUGUGUGUCGGUGUCCUCAUCCAUUGCCUCUCAUUCGUCGCGCGUCGUCCUGUCCGCAUCAGAGCCGCACAGGUGCGCCCGAUGACACCAUGAUAAGCAGCCUCACACAUGCACAGACACUUACUUGUGCCCUUUUCUGUGCGGGUGUGUGGAUGCAGAUCGGGCAUCGUUCGUCGCACCGCCUGCAGUACUUCAUCAAUCAAUGAGCUCGUCUGCGUCGUCUUCGGGUCCCACCGCACCAUCGCCGUCGAACGUCGGAGUGUUUGAGUGUCGUGUGUAUGAGGACGGCCGUGGGGGCUACGAGAUGGAUGUGCAGGGGCAGCGUGUGGCCAUCAAGCCACCAUUCCACGACCACAUCAACUUCUGCUCGGCCGUCAAGGACGACCGCAUCACACAGCUCAAGCAAGAGAUCGGCCAGCUCAACAAAACCUUUCAGUGCGAGAAGGUCGACUCCAUUUAUCCUAUCCAUUCAUCGCUUCUCUUGUCGGCAUGUGCAGGGAGAAGGACAGCCAACUGCAGCGCCACGUGGCCGACAAGACCGCCAACGCCGCCCUCCUCACCGCCAAGAACAACACCAUCACAUCGCUCAAGCAAGACAUCGCCGCGCACCGCACCCGCAUCGACAAACUCGAGCAGCAGAACGCCACACUCGAGAGGGACCGCCUCACCGACGACCGACUCCAUCAGUGUGGGUCUGCGGCUGAGAUCAAAAGCAUAGCGGCGCGGGCGGGUGAGGAGAUGGUGCGGCUGGCGGGCUUCAAGCGGCGUGCUGAGGCGCUGCACGACCAGAGGGAGAGGGAGGAGGAUGAGAGCGACCGCAUGUGUGUGGCCUGCAAGUAUAGAGAACGGACCGUCGCACUCCCUUGCGGUCAGUGAGGAAGACAGAGAGGCGCGGGAUGGGCUGACAUUCACUUCUCUCUGUGGAAGUGUUUGAGUGUGUCUGGUUGUGUGGGGGCAGGGCAUGUGUGUUUCUGUGAGGAGUGCUACCGCCGUGUGCUGUCGGGUCCGCCUGAGAGAGCAGAUGAUGGCGGUGAUGAAGAUGAGGAAUUCGAGGAGGAGCCGACGCCCAAGUGUGCCAUCUGUAGGAAGACAUUCUCCACCAACACCACCACAGCACAGCCCGCCAGGUAUAGAGGAGAAGGCCGGGGGCGGCUGUGUGUGUCACACUGAUGUGCAUGGCCGGGGGCUUUUCCCGUCACUGCCACACUGAUUGAUCCCUUGGCUUACGUGUCGGUGUGUGUCAGUGUGGCCAGUGGUGGCGGUGCGUCGGUGAGGACUUCAGCUGCCGGCACCGCUGGACCGCAGCCGAGCGGCUCGCAGCAGCAGCGGGCCGCCAACACCACCGCAGCACAGCGGGCCAGGUCGGUGCAAAGAGAAGAGGACAAAACAGACCUCGCCGUCUGUCAUGUCUGCCCCCUUCCUUUGCAGCGACAUUGACGCCUUCAUUGAGAUGCCAUCUGGUGCUUGGUAUUGCAUCGUCACUCCCGGCACCGGCAGAGUGCCCACACUCAACGACCGCGUCAAGUACGACUACAUUGCGUGGUUUGAUGGCGACGGCCGUGAUCAAGCCUACGAUAACCGUGGGCAAGUGGAUCGUGUGUCUGAUUUUCCGGCUGACUCGGAGCGUGAGGCGCUGCUGUCGAUGCGAGAGGGGGAAGUGAGGCAGAUCAGAAUGCCAGAUGACAGAUACUUUGUCCCCUACGUUCAGCUGCGGUUGAUCAGCAUACUACAGUAGGAGAGAGUCCACACACGCACACACACAUCUGUCAUGUUUGCCCCCCUUCCUUUGCAGCGACAGUGAUGACUUCACAGUGAUGGCAUCUGGUGCUCGGUAUCGCAUCGUCACGGAGGGCACCGGCAGAGUGCCCACACUCAACGACCGCGUCAAGUACGACUGCAUUGCGUGGCGGGAUGCAUUCGACGGCCAGGACAAGUUCUACGAUCUCCGUGGGGCGGUGCGGUGUGUGUCUGAUUUUCUGACUGGUGUGGUGCGUGAGGCGGUGCUGUCGAUGAGGGAGGGGGAAGUCAGGCAAAUCAUAACGUCAACCGGAUAUGCUGACCGCUACCAUCAGCUGCAUUUGGUCAGCAUAGAGUAGAAGAGAGUCCACACACACACACACACACACACACAUGGGGGCGGCUAUUUGUGUCACACACUCAUGUGUGUGGCUGGGGGCUCUUCCCUCGCUGUGCCUCGGCUUUGAGCGAAGGAAUGAGUGUGCUGUCUGUCUGUCGGCCACCCACACACUCAUGUGGCGGUUUCUGUCUGCUCGAGUGUUUGUUUCGUUUUCAUUCGACGCGAUUGUGUGAGAGCGACAGAGAGUUUUGACUGCUGCGUGAGUGCGUGUCUUGGAUGGCCGCGUGGGAUUGUCGUGUGUGCGUGUGUCAGUCGGCCUGUUGUGUGUGGUGAUUGCGGUGGUUUUAAUUCUCUUGCCCAUUGUGUGUGUGGCGGCGAGAUCGACGUGGGGUGUCUAUGUCAUCUGCCGUGUGUGUGUGCUGAUUUUCAUUCGACUCGUCUAUCUGUUGUGCUGCCAGCGACCCGGGAGACAGACCGCAAUGACACGACGUGCAGUCUUCGUCUGUGUGUCCAUACUGACAUAUUUAUCCGCUUAGCCAGCGCAGGGGCGCUUUUGAGCUGACAGCGAGGGGCAUCUAUGUGACAUCUGCUUUGGUUCAAAGCUGCGCCUCAGUGUGCCCUCCUAUAGCAGCCGUGGACGUGGGCAGUGUCUUCGAUUCUGUCGGCCACUCUGCCUCCGUCCGUGUGUGUGGUGGGAGGGAACACUGAGAUGCGGCGGCCAAUCAGACAGACAGACAGACAGACAUUGUCAACACGGAAGCGGCGACCCAAUCAAUGGAUGGAUGGAUGGAUGGCUCGAUACACACACACUUUGCCCGCGCUGGCGAGGUGUGUACGUGACAGUGAACGAAUGAGUGAAUGAAUCGAAAUCGAAAGACGCGUAGGCAUAGCUCUCCUCCGACCUAUCCGUCAUCCAUCCAUGUCUGUCUGUCAAGAAGAACAGAUGCAUUUCUUUCUAUGUACUUCCUUUGAUUCGUGUGCGUGUGUCUGUGUCAGUGAGAGAGAGAAGCGGACAGUCAGACAAGACGGAAAUUUAAGGGGGCUGUGGGGGAUGUGUAAAUAAAUGGGCUGGCUGCAUGCACGUAUGUCUGUCUGUCUGUCUGUACGUAUUGCCUUACCCUGGCUGGGCGUCCCCACCCAUCCUGACCACCGUCUCGCAUGUGUCACCUCGUGCCCUCAGCUAGCUGAACGCUUAAUUGUGUGGUUUCGAUGCAUGUAUGCGUGUGCAUCAGUGACACUGUAUGACCGUGUCCGCCUGCGUGGACUUGGUGAAGGCGUCAAGUUCAGGCGACCCAAUUCAUCUUUUGAUCAAACAGCGCUAUCGCAUCG